GGAGAUAUACGAGUGCUCAGCAUUCGGUGCCAAUUCAGCCAUGGGCGAUGUUCGAUGAGCUAGCCAGUCGCGGAUGCUCAGUUUCUUCGGUCAAUUCAACCGUGUAAUUGCAGGUACGCUCAGUCAACGGAAGACUGCAGAUCGGUCUGCAUGAUGCCCCACUGGAGCCCAAGAAAGCGAACCAUUUCCGGAAGAUUGCAGGCAGCUCCCAGACAAUCAACAAUCACGCAGUGAGCUCGAUGUCUGCGAAUGUUCCUUCGCCACCUCGACUUGACUACCGCGCUUCGGCCGUCGCUUUAUAACGAUGAGACACUACUCUUCGUGCAGAAUAGUGUGGGCCUGUACGAAGGGAAGUACAAGAUCCCGAACUACCAGAAUGGUUACGCCUAUCUGACGUCGCACCGAGUGUGCUACGUUGACAAUGCUGAGCCAAGGAAGUAUUCUGUCGCUGUAGACCUCAAGGAAAUCGAACGAACCGAGUUUUACGCGGGCUUCCUGAAGUCUUCGCCCAAGAUCACUCUCUUCCCUAAGCCUGUCAAGCGAGGUAUUCAAAGCAUACGGAGUCCUAUCCCCAAAUAUGCUUCACCAAGCGAUGCACUGUUACGGCCAGCUGCCUCUCCGCCGCGUUCCAUCCCGCAGUCCCCGGCGCCAGCCAGAGACAUCCACGCCACAUGGAUCUGUCCAAUUUGCGGCUUGUCAAACACGGUUCCCUCGAACUUUGACCCAGCGACGGCGAACCAGUACACGCCUCUCCCGCCAUGUCAAGCAUGUGGCAUCAAGCCGCCGUUGGCGCUCAUGAUCAAGGCCUCGAUCUCUGCCAUGUCAAAUCGACCUUCUGGACCCGCUUCAAUUGUACCACAGCCUCUACGGCAGACCAGCGGACUAGACCACCUACAGGACGUCGCUCAACAAAGGUCAAAUUUGCCUGACAAUGUUUGUCCUAGGUGCACAUUCCACAACCAUCCAUCGCUUACGAUAUGUGAGAUAUGUGGCGCAUCAUUGUCAACAAUAGCAAGUGCUGCAUUGCCUGUUGCAGACAGUCCUGAACGGCCAGAGUCUCCCGGACCAAGUCUUGGCAGUACGAUCGUGGGUGACGAGAGCAUCGAAACCAUCAAGUUCUCCUUCAGGGCUGGCGGUGAAAAGGUGUUCCUCGAAAGACUCAAAGGCGCGAUGGUGCAGCGGAAAUGGCUACUGCAAAGUGCACCGCCCGUGCCAAGAUCCCCAAUGACACCAACGCGAGACUCGUACGGCCUUCUGAAUCCGCCAGAUAGUCCGGCGCGAUCAGGAACACCACAGCAGAGAGUUAUCGGUAUUGCCGGACUCGAGCGCAGAGGCGCCGAACUGAGACAGAACAAUCAAACAGUCAUCGGUACGGCGUUCGAGGACCUUGAAGCACUGAUGACAUCUGCCAAAGAGGUUAUUGCCAUGGCUGAGCAGUUUGCCAAGCAGAACGGCAACGAUGACUCCGCAGAGACAAGAAACAUACUCGCAGAUUCUGCCUCCGCCCUCGGUCUAGUCACCACGAGAGAUAUGCUUGGUGGCGGCUCAUCUUCCGAGACAUUGUACAUCAAUGAGCUGUCACGUAACCUCGCCGAGUACCUGACUGACGACAGAAGAGGCGUGCUUCGGAAAGAAGGCGGCAUUAUCUCUCUUGUUGACUUGUGGGCUGUAUUCAACCGGACACGCAACGGAAUUGAGCUGAUAUCUCCUUUGGACUUCGAAAGGGCAGCACUGCUAUGGGACGACUUACGACUCCCGAUCCGCCUACGCCGCUUCAAGAGUGGUCUGCUCGUAGUACAAGAGCGAAGCCGGACCGAUGAAAAGACCAUCGCCGCACUGCUAGCAUGGCUGCGAGAGCCACAGUAUGCCUUUCCACCGGAUCAUGACGAUCGCUUGUGUCAGAGCUUCGGGCGAGGCGUGACCGCACUGCAGACCGCCGAACGCUUUGGUUGGAGCGUAGGGGUAGCGACCGAAGAGCUUGAGAUGGCGGAGGAGACUGGCUCUCUUUGCCGAGACCAAUCGAUCGACGGCAUCAGAUUCUGGGAGAACCACUUCACCCAUGCAUCGAGCGGUGUCAAGCAAACGAACGCAAUGGGGAUGCUUAACGACUUGCAUAUCUAGUCCUAUAAUACAUCGAUCAUGAUGAAGCGUCUGUUUCCGCUUACACUUCGUGU
Messenger RNA from Baudoinia panamericana UAMH 10762, 2174 nucleotides. RefSeq lists its product as uncharacterized. Bases 250 to 2121 code for a protein of 623 amino acids. Gene Ontology annotation, cellular component: late endosome membrane; ESCRT II complex. The record is from RefSeq and is a predicted model, not a curated record. Lineage: Eukaryota; Fungi; Ascomycota; Dothideomycetes; Mycosphaerellales; Teratosphaeriaceae. The transcript has a single exon. Gene Ontology annotation, biological process: protein transport to vacuole involved in ubiquitin-dependent protein catabolic process via the multivesicular body sorting pathway. Gene Ontology annotation, molecular function: ubiquitin binding; metal ion binding; phosphatidylinositol-3-phosphate binding.